AUGGAGCCGGAACUGGAUGGGAAUCGGAGGUCCACAAAUUUGACCAUGCAGAAGGUCAUGGUCUUUACGCGUAAACUUCUGCAGGUCUCCAGCAUUGGUGAAGAAAAGCAUCGGGAAAAUCCAUUCGCUAGCACUCAUUGGUGGAGUCUCUCCAGAGACCAGCCAUCACCAGCUUUGUUCAAGUUGCUGAUCGCGGCACUGGUCACCUGCUAUGCCAUUGGGUCCUAUGCGGCUUGUCAGCUGAAAUGCGACAUCGGCCGUGGUCUGAACUGUGAGAUCUCGCCGGUGCGGCGGCGGCGGCCCAAUGAGGUGGCGAAGGUGGUUGGAGAAGAUGGUCACAUACGCCUGCGAGGUGUGGCAUCGAUGAGUGACGUCAGAAGAUAUUGCCAGGAUAUCGACCCCUACAGCCGAAAGAGCUGGGCCGUGCGCGAGGCCUUCAAGUCCAUGCGCUCCGAGGAGCAUCAUCGAACUGCAGCUCUGACCUGGAGUGCCUUGAAAAGCUGGCAAGCCUCCGAGAGGCCUCUGGAUGAGUGGUAUGCCACGGUGCGCAGGUGA
This is a messenger RNA of Cladocopium goreaui, 555 nucleotides long. Lineage: Eukaryota; Dinophyceae; Suessiales; Symbiodiniaceae. The record is from the annotation of a GenBank genome assembly.